Molecule: messenger RNA, 979 nt
Organism: Caenorhabditis elegans
Lineage: Eukaryota; Metazoa; Nematoda; Chromadorea; Rhabditida; Rhabditidae
Gene: F49C12.4
Product: Methyltransferase FkbM domain-containing protein
Exons: 5
Coding region: 1-969 (322 amino acids)
Source: RefSeq, marked reviewed
AUGAAAGUUUUAUUGCCACAUCAUUUCGGAGACGGACCUUCCAGAAGCCCCAGUUGCUUCAAAUUUUUAAUUCUCACCCUAGUUUUACUGGGUUUCAUUCUUUUAUUUAUAUCAAUUACGAGAGAUUCGGAAAAUCUUGCAACGCCUGAAAAAAUAAAAUCAAGCGGAAAAUAUGAAGGCCAUCAAAUUUUCAAAGCAUUCACUGAUUGUGUUCUUCCAAAACUAAAUCCAUACCGAGGAAAUCAUGAUUUGUUCUGGUCGGCAUUUGUAAAUAAAACAUCAGAAUGUGACAACUUAAAAGAAUACGAGUCACUAACUAUUCGGCCAGUUGCUAACAAAGACGAAGUUAAAUUCAUAAUUCUUCCAAAUAAAGAGACAAACAUUACAAUGGUGACAUUGGGUAUUGGCCACGAUGUUAGUGGAGAAAUCACUCUGAAACAGAUUUGGCCAAAAACAGAGUUUUUCGGAGCCGAUCCAAGUUCAGAUAUCAACAAGGACUUGUAUGAGAAAGAACUCGGAGGAAAAUAUUUCCAGUAUGCUGUUGGAGGUCAAAAUGGGAUGCAAGAAGCUUUUGUGCUAGGCAAAAACGAAGGAGACUACCGUACCAAGACCGUGAUGCACAUUGGAGCAGAAAUUUUUUUUAGAGACGAAAUAAAGAAACAAAAAAUCGAUAUAUUAUGGAUGGACAUUGAAGGACACGAGUUUCCAGUUAUGGAUAUGCUUCAUCGAGAUGGCCCGUUUGAUAAAAAAGGUGUUAAAAUAUGCCAGAUCAACGUUGAAAUUCAUAAAGAUAUUGACAAUGGGAUCACUGGAGAAAGACAAAUGUUCCAUGAUUUUGUUUGGAAAUUAAUGGGCGAUGGCCGAUAUGUAAUGGUCAAACCAUUUUCUGUUUGGUUCUACCAUGAUUUUAUUCGCACUGUGCUUAUUAAUGUUUACGAUAAGGAGUGCACGGAUUUGUAUGUUAAAUGAAUGUGUUUCA